AUGAGGGAAUCUAAUGAAGAAAUUCGAUACAUUUUAAAAUUUUAUUACAAAAAAGGUAAAAAUGCAACGCAAGCCGCGAAAAAAAUUUGCGAUGUUUAUGGGCCUAGUGCAGUGUCUGUGAGAGUAGCACAAAUUUGGUUUAAGCGUUUUCAAUCCGGAAAUUUUGAUGUCAAAGAUGCACGUCGCUCUGGUCGCCCUAUUACGGAUAAAAUGGAUGCCAUUUUUGAAAAAGUGGAGCAAGAUCGGCAUAUCAGUAGUUACGACGUAGCUGAAGAACUGGGAAUUGACCACAAAACUGUUUUGACGCAUUUGAAAAAUACUGGGUACACAAAAAAGCUCGAUAUUUGGGUACCUCACGAGCUCACUGAAAGAAACCUAAUGAACCGUGUACUCAUUUGUGAAUCUUUAUUACGACGUAAUGAAACCGAACCAUUUUUGAAGAAGCUGAUUACUGGUGAUGAAAAGUGGAUCACGUACGACAAGAACGUGCGAAAAAGGUCGUGGUCAAAGGCCGGUCAGGCUUCACAGACUGUGGCAAAACCCGUGAUAACUCGCAACAAGGUGAUGCUGCGUGUGUGGUGGGAUUGGAAGGGCAUUAUUCAUUAUGAGCUGUUACCACCAGGCAGGACCAUCGAUUCUGAACUCUACUGCGAACAACUGAUGAGAUUAAAGCAAGAAGUUGCGAGAAAGCGGCCGGAAUUAAUCAACAGAAGGGGUGUGGUUUUUCAUCAUGAUAACGCUAGACCUCACACAUCUUUAGCCACUCGGCAAAAAUUAAGAGAGCUUGGGUGGGAGGUGUUAAUGCAUCCGCCGUAUAGUCCUGACCUUGCACCUUCAGAUUUCCACCUGUUUCGGUCUCUUCAGAAUUCUUUCGGCAGUGUCAGGUUAACAUCACGAGAGGACUGCCAAAACCAAUUGUCGCGGUAUUUUGAUCAGAAGCCCCAAAAUUUCUAUAGCAAUGGGAUCAUGUCCCUACCUACAAGAUGGCAAAAAGUUAUCGAACAAAACGGUACCUACAUACUUUAG
Messenger RNA from Pieris napi, 1026 nucleotides. Its product is annotated as histone-lysine N-methyltransferase SETMAR-like. Gene Ontology annotation, molecular function: nucleic acid binding. The record is from RefSeq and is a predicted model, not a curated record. Bases 1 to 1026 code for a protein of 341 amino acids. The transcript has a single exon. NCBI's taxonomy places the organism in Eukaryota, Metazoa, Arthropoda, Insecta, Lepidoptera, Pieridae.